Parastagonospora nodorum SN15 is the source of this 300-nucleotide messenger RNA. RefSeq lists its product as hypothetical. Bases 1 to 300 code for a protein of 99 amino acids. Lineage: Eukaryota; Fungi; Ascomycota; Dothideomycetes; Pleosporales; Phaeosphaeriaceae. The record is from RefSeq and is a predicted model, not a curated record. The transcript has 2 exons.
AUGGGCUGUUAUGCAUCGCGGAAUCAGAUCUUGGCACCCGAUUCUGGCAAUCCCACCGUGUUCAAGGACCCGCUGAGAUCUCGGCCUCCGUUGCAUCCCAUUGGGGGUUGUUUGACAUGCUAUGUGCCUAUUCCACAUGUGGUUCCCGAGGUCUGCCAACUCCACAUCAAUCCCAUGCUCACUGCCAAGAGGCGUGUCUCGAGCGUCUCGCUGCCUCAGAACACGGAACGGAGGUCUUGGCUUAUGAAGCUCAAUGCUGUCGAGAUGGGUACGAUGGCUUUCGCCUCCUUCGCUACCUAG